Molecule: messenger RNA, 671 nt
Organism: Trametes versicolor FP-101664 SS1
Lineage: Eukaryota; Fungi; Basidiomycota; Agaricomycetes; Polyporales; Polyporaceae
Exons: 2
Coding region: 175-549 (124 amino acids)
Source: RefSeq, a predicted model, not a curated record
GUUAUAUACCCUCAUCUCGAUCAUGCCAACCGACAACGCUCCGUGAGGCUACGUCCGGCACGCGCGCUGUCUGUAUGGACGGAUACAAGGUGGUAUUGCACUCCCACCGCUGCGUUUACAGCCUAGUACGUCGCAAACUCCGCUCUCAGUGUCCGUUUUAUAGGUCUGCCGCCCAUGAUAACUUCAAUAUCUGCCCGGCGACUGUGGGGGCACACUACAUCCAUAGACACAAUCGAAAGACCGAUCGUGCACGUACCUCCACGCGAGAGCAUUCGCCGCGCGGUGCAAAAUUGGACGAGGAGGGCGACCGAUACAACGUGUCGGCCAGCGCCGGCCAGAUGUCUUCGCACCGCCCGCGCCCCGCAACGCCCACUCGCCCAAUGCUCAGGGGAGCGUCUGCACACCCGAGGCAACGACGUCAGUGAUCGCACAAAGUGGCCGCGGACGUCCUCCACCCGCCAGGCCUGUGCAUCGACGGAGACCGCCGGUGACCGGCUAUCCUCCGCACAAGUCCCUUGCGCUCGUUGUCGCUGCCCACGCGGUGCAUAACGACGUGUGACACACGUCUCUCGCUUCAGGUGAUGUGGCGCAAGAAACUCGUAUAUUUUCCGACAGAAGGACGAUGUACCGCUAAUACAACAGUCUACAAGCACAUACAACAUCACCUGACC